Cinara cedri is the source of this 8498-nucleotide messenger RNA. NCBI's taxonomy places the organism in Eukaryota, Metazoa, Arthropoda, Insecta, Hemiptera, Aphididae. The record is from the annotation of a GenBank genome assembly.
GUUAAAGUUGUUGUGAAACAAUAUAAACAUAAUAUAUUGUUGUACGCGUUUUUGUCAGUUUGAAAAAAGAAAUGAAUAUGAACGUGUUUUUAUGGUUUUUAGCGGUUUAUAUACCCCUGCAGUCAUUGGCACAGCCUGUAUUAUUACGGGCUGAAGAAGAAGAAGAGAACGAGGUGGCUGACAGUGGUGGCGAACCAGACUUGUACAGUGGUUUGGUGCACUUAGGGUCGGCCAUUUUCGGUACUCCAGACAUCAAGUCAGGUGAAGCAGUAUCAACCUGGAAGGAAACCAGUCAACUAAAUCCCGAAGAAAUGGGAGAGUACGCAGAAGGUGACAUAUUACAUCCGAUCGGAACAAGCAGGAAUGGAUUGAAAGCCGUAUCGUCUAGAUGGCCCAAAGGCGUUAUUCCGUAUGAAAUCAGCCCUUAUUUCGGUAAAAUUAUUUUAAAAUAAUCGUAUUAUAAUACAAUUAGUAAAAUCGGGUUAAUAAACGACUAUAUAUUAUACUAUACAUAUACAUAUGAUUAAAUGAAAGAUAUUAUUUCCGUAUUGUUGUUUUUUCUCCGCGUCUACUUAGAUCAUAAUAAACAAUACAAACAAAAUAUAUCAUCUUAUCGAGUUAUACAAAUUUAACGCAGUCUUAUAGAAUAGAUUACUUGCAAAAGUAUUUACAUCUAUUGGUUAAGGGAUAGCUCACUGGUUUUUUUGUUUUUUAUGUAAUACAACGUAUUACAUAAAAUAUUUACGUAUUUAAAUAUAAAUUACGAAGUUCAGAUUUUUAAUUAUUUUAUCGUUUGUCUUUGCCUGUAAUUAAAUUAUUACUGUUAUAGGGAAUUAAGUAACGCACGAUUAGUUUUCAAUUAUACUCACAGUAAAGGUAUCCACAAAAAUCUGAUUAAAAAUUCAACAAGAUUUUUGCCAAUUCUCAGGCUAAUUAUCCCAUUAAUAUGAUUUCCACGCUAUUAAUCCAAACGUAUAUGAAGUAUAUCACUGAAAUGAUAAAUAAAUAAAACAUUUACAUUUAUAUAUUUUUUUGUUAAUAAAACAAGCAUGCUACAUAAAAAGAUUCCUAUAGGAUUUCUCACUUUUGAUUUUCAUAUAACUACAAAUGAACGUUUUUGAAAUCAUAUUGUAACAGUAAAAAUAUAAAUAUUUGUAUAUGUGUAUUAUAUUUUAAUUUAGCGUCUAAUGACAGACAAAUGAUAUUGAGUGCAAUCGAUGAAUAUAAAAAGCUAACAUGCUUAAAGUUCACUCCUAGAACUUCUUCAGACGCUGAUUAUAUUUAUUUCACUAAUGGUAACACCGGAUGUUGGUCAUCAGUGGGGAAAAUUGGAGGAAGACAAGAAGUAUACCUAUUAUUUUAUGUCCUAUAUAAGUUUUAUAAUAUAUAUUUAUUUUAUGAUAGAUAAUCAAUAGUGUACAAUUAUUAGUAUUUCAAAUUUUAAUCCUAAUUUGUAUGGACAAAUUUGUAUAGGUCAAUCUACAAACACCAGGGUGUUUGUCUAAAAAAGGUACGGUAAUACAUGAAAUACUUCAUGCCGCUGGAUUCAUGCAUGAACAGAACAGACCAGAUAGGGAUAAGUACGUUACAGUGAACUACGACAACAUUCAAUCUGGUUAGAAUACAAAAACACCACGCAAUGAUUUUUAAAAGCCUUAAAUUAUUUAUUAAUUUUUAGGAAGGGAGAAUAAUUUUGAAAAAGCCCAGAGUUCAAUGAUUGACAACCAAGGUAUAGGCUAUGAUUAUCGUAGCGUGAUGCAUUAUUCGGCAAAUGCUUUCUCUAAAAAUGGUCAACCGACCAUUAAUCCGAAGGUAUAUAAUAUUUUUUUUUAUGUGUCUAUACGUAUAUGCAGUAGAUUCUUGAUAUUAUGUCGAAUAAUAUCCACAACUACUCCUAAAUUAAUAUUUCAAUUAAAGUAAUGUUCUUUUUUAAAAUCCAUAUGUUUUAAUUUUGCGGAUAUAUAUUUCUUUGGACCUUCGAGAUAUCAGGAGUCUACGGUAUAUCUUUUAUAUAGAUACAAUCACGUGAUUAAUAUACCGUAUAAUUUAAUACUUAUAUAAUUUGUUGAUACGGUUUUCAUAUAAAUUAUUUAGACCCAAGGAGUGACAAUGGGACAAAGAGAAGGCUUAAGUAGAAAAGAUAUUCAAAAGAUUCAGAAGAUGUACAAUUGCAAAAGUAAGAGACAGCAUUCUUCUUCGUCUAUUGACUAAAUAAUAGAAUAGUAUGUUUUCAUAAUUAUUAUCUUCUGUGUGUUAGGCGAAGUAUUUUUUGUCGUUAGAUGUAUUUUUUCAUUUUCCAAUAAAUUUAUAAACUAAUUAAAUUAUUUCAAAACAAACAAAUUAAUUAUUUGUGUGUAAAAAAAUAUAUAUGUAAUUCUACUGAUAUCAAUAUAAGUACCUAGGUAAUAUAUAAUUAUAAUAUAUAAAAAUAUACAUGAUUUAUUUAUUUUACAAAACGAACUUAUAUUUAUUUUUUAGUGCUAUACUGUUUAUUUAUAAUUUUAAAUUGACCAUUGUGGUUGCAUACUCUUAAAUCUAUGUUCAUUAUAUACCAAACAGUAUACCUAAUACCUUUUAAUCAUACACAUUGAGAAAUUAGAAAUGAUUAUUAUUAUUAUUAUUAUUAUGAAUUAAAAGUACCUAUUUGUGAUACAUAUUAUAUCAUUACAUAAGUAAAAAUCUGAGUAGAAAGUAAAUAAUUUAAAUUUUAAACGUUUUCGGAGCUAUAAAAAUCUAAAAUAGAACAAGGAUUAUGUUCAAUACGAAAAUAAAUAUAAUAUUAUACCUAGGUAUUCUCACGAAAAUGUGUUGGCGUAAUAAUUUUAGUUCUUCAAUAAACAUUAAUUGAUAAUUUUGUAAUAUGUAAUCAAAGAAAAUUUUAAAAAGGGCAUAAUAUAGUAGAGGUAAUUGCUGUCCUUGAAUAAUUUUUAAACUAGAUUAAAUAAGAUUUAUAAUAAAGUUGUAACGAUUACGAGUUUUAAGUGGGCCAAUUCGCAAUCGCCCUACAGUUACAUUGAAAAUACGGUUGGCGGGAACUUUACUUUGAUUUGAACGAAUCCGAAUUUAUUGUAGGUAUUUAAUAUUUUCUCUAUAUAUGACAAUGAUAAGUAAAAUUAUUUUUAUAAUAUUGACUUUUUAAAUAAAUAAAGUUUAUUUUCUAAUAUCCGUGCACACAAACAUAUAAUUAUAAUAGUUUUGUAGUUGAUAUUAAAUAGACAGUUUUCAGCUAGGAUGCCUAAUUACACACAACUUGGUUUUUGAACACAAGUUGAAAAUAUGUUUUUGCAGUAUUUUAUUUUAUAAUUUAGUCAUCAAAUUAUGUUAAUCGAUCAUCGUACAAAAAAUAAUUGUACUUAUUCGAUAAAUCCCAAUGAAUGUUACUAAAAUAUAAAACAUAGUAUGUUUAGUACAUUAUACUCCUGGUAAAAAAUUAUCAAUAUAUGCGUAAUGCGUAACUGCGUGAGUUGUGGACAGGUAUUAAGGACUUAUUGGGGAAGGCAAUACAGAUUUAUGUCAAUUUAUUAUUUAAAUUAUCUUGAGGUUUAAAAAUGUUUCAUUCAACAGUUUUAUUUUUGAUGACACACCAAUAUAAUAAAUAAUAAUAUAUUAUUAUAUUAUAAUCGUUUUUUCGAGUCUUUAUUUUAUUUACCCGAUCAUAAUAACAAUAUCAUUUCGUUAAUCGUUUAUGUACUAUGAUUAAUAUACGGACAUUUCUCAACUUAACCUCAAGCUGUUUACACAAUUAAUACAUUUUGUGAGCAUAAAAUGUAUAUAUACUGAAAAUAAGAUCGUGUAGGCACAUGGUUACAGUGGCCAGAUUAAAAAUGCUAGAAUAUGGGAAAAAAAAGAACAUUAUAGGAAAGAUGCUAUUUUAUGAUAAAUAACAACCUAAAAAUUAAUCUAAUAAUUACCUAUCUAUUAAUAUAUUUAUUUAAAAAAAAAAAAAAUUGUACUUUUUGGAAUUCGUGAGUAUUACUGUGUUCAUAUAUUGAUCUGAUUUUCUUUGUUGCUCGAAUGCUAUGCAUUUUCUUCUUAAUGUAUAUUACAAAUUGCACCACAAUGCAUUUUACAUAUUGUUUUCUUGGAUAAGUUUUAAUUAAGUUUAAUUUGUUUUUCAUUAAAAACAGAAUUUCUUUUAAGUAUAGUAUAUUUAUAACAUUAUACAAUUUUAUCUUUUACUGUGAAAUGUUAACUAUUUAGGGAAUGCAAUUAAAAAAUGUUCAAUUUAAAAUACUGACUAAAUAAUUGUUUUGAAUGUUUGAUAACAAAGAAUAUGAAAUCAUCUGCAAUGACUGAUAAACUAGUGCAUUUCAACUAGAUUGUGGUCACUGAUCAGUUACACAAUCUGUGCGUUUGAAUAUUUUUUCGUGGCACACACUGCAUGUAGGACAACAAUUAUUUAAAAAUUCACGAAAUAAAGUAAAAGACAUUAGUGUUACUCUUAUUACCUACUUCAAAUCACUUUCUUAGCUUUUAACGUCCACAAAAAGCGCUUAAAAACGUCAAAAAAAGUCCUAAACAAAUAUGUAAGAAAAUAAAAUGGUAGACGAAUUUAAAAGUCCUUCCCAGUCCUCACUGACGGCUCUAAUGUCCUUUGUGGUUAUCAAAAUAAAAUUAAAAUUUUUAACACUAAAAAAAUUUGUUUGUAAUAUGUACAAUUGUACAUAGUACUCCUAUCUCAGACUCGGUCUUCCCAGAGGUCGCUUUCAUGCAGAGUUUUUUUUUCGAUUUCGGUAUUUUUUAUUAACUCCCGUUUUCUCCACGCAUGUCCUGCCAAUUUUAAAAAUUUAUAUACGACUUCUUUUGUAUUGUUAGGGUAUCGACAAAUUUAUCUUUUUUCUAGUAAUAGAAAAUUGUAUUUAAUAAGUUAAAAUCGUUAAAUGAGGGACUUAAACCCUUCUACUAUUUAGGCAGUUUUGACUUUUUUAAGAGUUUUUUUUUUUUGUGAAAUUUUAAAAGUCCCAAGCACUAUUUAUAAGUUACAUAAAUAAUAUUAACUAUUAUUUAUGAGUUAUUACUGAUUAUUAAAAAAAAAACUCAUGUAUACUAGAUAUAUUUUUUUAAUACGGGACAUUUUAGCAUCCCGAAAGCAUUCAUCGAGACAACGGGACAGCAUUUUGAAAUACCGAACUUUUUCGUAUAAUACGGGCGUCAAUUCAACGCAUGUAGGUACCCUAAAAGGUUUCGAAUUCAACAAAGUAUCUAUGUAUUUGAAUGAACAAGUUCUAAUAAAAUUUACUUUAACAAAAUUUGUUCAAAGAAUUCAUUUGUUUAGUUAUAUUAUCGACUAUUAGUUAUUAGGUAACUAUGUUUACUAAAAAAAAAAAACAAUAAUAUGCUAGAUAUAUAUUUUAACUUACUACAACUUAUUUAUGUGUAUUGAGUGCAAAUCUUAUUCGCAUUAACUGUCUCAAUCUAGCUAACGAUCAAAUGUAGACAUAUUAAUACUGCGCAUCUCUUAUUAUACCUUGCCUAGUAACAAUAACAUUGUUAGAAGAUAUACUAAUACCUGCAGUACAUGAUAGGACAUAUGCAAACUGUAUGCUUACUUUUUGAGCUUUUUCUAACACUGUCGUUACCCAUUGUUAAGUUUCUAUCUCUAUCUCUCCCUUGCAAUUAAUGGAUAUAUAAAUUGCAUGUAUGCUAUCUGUUUCUAACAAUUUUUAUUCACGGACAUCAACAUAAUUGCAUACAUUAUGGUGUUUAGGUUGAAAUAAGAAUUUAACCACAAAUAACACAUUUUAAAAAGAAGAAAUAAAAAAAUUACAAUCAUUUUAGGAUUUUUUUUAUAGCCGUUAUUUAUUUUUCUUUUAAAUAAUUUAGAAAAUCAUAACGCAAUGUCCUCAAAAAUAUUCUCCUUUUUAAAUGUUCUAAUAUUUUAGGUUGAGUUUUAGUAAACUCUACAUUCUAAACAUCUUAAGUUGUAAGUAACGUUAUUCUACUACGUAGCUGACUCCAGGGACGUGCCAAAGAUGUGGUUUUAGAGUUCAAACCACUCCCAAAUCGACUGUUUUUUUUUUUCAAAUUAAAGUUAUUUAAAAAAUAAAAAUGUACAUAAGUAUAAUACUAUAGGAAAAUUCGAAAAUAUAACAAAUGAUAUUUGACAAUCUAUGGAUUUUAUUCGUUUUUCUAUAUUUCUGCGUACUUGGUGGUACGGCGGCAGUUUAUUAUCGCUGUUUUUGGGUUUUAUGUUGAUUUUAUUAAAAUCAGCCUUGACUAUACUGGUUGACAUUAUCGCGACACGCUAACAUAACCCAGUAUGACACAGCGUUAGCCAUAAUAUAAUAUUUUGUUUGUUUAGUAUUGACGUUUAUAUAAACGUGUAGUUCAGUAGUUGAGUACCAUGCAAUGUCUAAAAGUCGGUAUUAUCUAUUUUAAAAUGUAACGUUUUAAAUGGAAAUUUUAUUAGACAUAAGCGGCUCGUGGGAUUCAUUGGAGAUGGGGCUCAAAUAUCAAAACUUACCACCCUUAAUCGCUCUUGAUUUUAAAUCGAAUUCCAUUAAUUUUCUGUAUAAAAAAAACCUUGUGAUACACGCUUGUAUAUUGUAUAGUAGAUAAUAGAUAAACAAACAAUAUUGUUUAAUCAUUUUUUAUCCAUCUCGAUGUCUAUAAUAAAAUAAUUAGUGUUUGUCCUGUGCAUAGACUUAUAUAUCCAAAGGAACCAUUCAGCAUGAAAACGCUCUCCAGUUGGUGGAGUUUCAUUUCUAGGACAAAAACACGUGAGAUAAUAAACGAAGUAUUUUAAUUGGCUGUUCUCGGAUUGCAAAUUUGCUUCCUUUCACACUAGGCUUUAUAUCACCCUAUCUCUCCUGAUUUGUUCGGACCGACCUUCGACUAUAUAAACUUUAUAAGGUACCGACCAUGCCUCCCAGUGCUCUGAGUGAAUGUUCCGUCUAAAUGUAUAAGUCUAUAAUUCUGUGCCACGGCAGAUGAUUGACGAAUGACAAUGAUGUGAUGUGAAGACGAUAAAACCGAGAUAAUCUCGUAAAUCGUAAUAAAAAUAGAAUCCGGUCACAACGUUGUAUAAUUCACGUCAAAAAGUUGGUGGAAAUCUGGUAUUGUUUAUCAGGGCACAACGAAUAUGUUCUCAAAUUUACAUAAAAUAUCAAAUCUAUUUUGUUUUUGAAAUUAAUGUAGUACCUAUAUACUUACAUUAAUUUGAAUGAUAUUAUUCUAAGUUUUGAAAUAUAACUUUAAAACUUUAACGUUACGCUAAAUCACCCCCCCCCCCAAAAAAAAAAAAAGAAAUUCUGGACAAGCCCCUGGCUGACUCUUAAUCAAAUUUAAGUCAGUUUUUUUUUUCGUAUUGUUUAAAUUUUUAUUUAGUUUGUACCCAUAUAGGUUAUUGAUUCAGAGGAAACUAUUUAUAAAAUAAAAAACGUGGUUAUAGCCUUAUCCAAUUUUUUAUAUUACUUUAUGAUUUGUGUAAUGAAUGAAUGGCUAAUUACAAUCUCUAAUUAUUAUAUUAUGGCAUACACUUCGUAAGACACUACUUUCCGACCUACUUCCCGAACUUGGUCAAUUAUAGCCUAUAGGUUGUGGGUUUGUGAUAUUUCAUAUAUGAAUUUUGAAUCGUAUAGGUCUUCACCGUUUUAGAUAAUAUUUUAACAUUUUAAAAUUAAAAUAAUGGAAAUUCAUAAUUUUUAAAUUAUAAUCCAAAUUGUGACAAAAUAUAUUUCAUAUAAAUUAUAUUUACUAAUAGAGAUUGAUAUCUAAUAUUUUUUACCCAUGAACAUUUACCCCUUGAUAACUAACCCCGUCUACAAUACAAACUUCCUAGAGACUUUCGAUAAACUAUCAGGCGAUAAAAUAUUUCCCUUAUGAAUAAUUUAUUAUCCACUGGUAAAAAUUCACUAUUGGAAUUUGACCGGUGGAAAUCAUAACAUUUCACUAAUGAUUAUUAAUAUGUAUAAAUUGGUAUUAUUAGUUAUUAAUUAUUAUAUAUUGGUCAAAUAUUUUACUUCCUCAUCCCCGUUCAAAUAUCACUGUUACUAUUCAUCUAUUAUAUGACUGUAUUAUCAUUUUUUUAAUUAUUGAAAAUAUUUAUCAAGUUCUAAAAAUGUAGGUAGAUUUCAAAAAAAAUAACUAUGUAUAAAGAAACUCGUGUUUUUAAAAUCAUUUUUUUUUUAUUUUAGUUUUCUGUAUGACGUAAUACAUAUACACCCGGUAUACCGUAUACGGUAUUUUCAUAUGUACAAUUAUACCUACAAAUUAUAUACUUUUAACCUCAUAUAAUGUUUGAAUUAUUUAUUAAUCACACUGUUUUAAAAAAUAUAGAAUCGGAUUAUGCAGAUUCGGGCGUAGAUUCGGAAUCAAAUUCGAGACCCGGUGUUUUUGAAACAGUGCAAAAUUGGUUGCAGUUGAAAUGAUUGAUAAGAAGCAUUAAGACAUCAUAUCCAUUACAUAAAACGACAUUAUUAAAAUCGUUUGUUUAAAAAAUUUGUUUAUAAAAUGUAUAAUGUAUUUUAUUGUCUAUAAUUAAUAAUAAAAUUAUAAAG